GGGGCGCAUAAAUAAGUGGGUAUUUAUUUAGGUUUGUGAGUGAGGAAACAUUUUGCACAGCCUCGUACACACCUACAGGAAAACCAUGCGAUGCGAGGAGGCAAAUGCCCUUAUAUGGGUAUGGGUGUUGAGCUACAAUUUCUGGGUAGUCACAGCAUUUUGUGAAAGCCGUUGCCGCCAGUACCCAAACACCGAGAAACAACUUGAGUUUAAAUGUAAGAAGAGGAGUUCCAUGUUUUACGUCGAUGUAAGGAGCUCUAACACGACCAAUGGAAACUGUCGUGGUGUGGUCACGUGCUCCGGUCUGCAACAGGAAGUUCUGAGAACGGUUGCUGAAUCUUGUUACUGGAAUCCUAUCUGCAGUUUCCCCCUCAACAAGGAGCAGCCAAAUAUACUCAACAUCAAUGGAAACUGUGCUAACGUCAGGCCACGUGUUAUAUCAGCUAGAGCCUUGUGUGUUAAAAGAAAUAAGAUUUUGCUGUUUUCUCCGAUCAGUUUGACGAAGAAGGAUGGUGUCAUAAAAUCGCAUGAGUAUUUCCCAUGGGAUUACCCAGACACACAAUCAUAUCACCAGAUGGUAUUUGUUGCAAAGCCACGUAAAAAACUUAGGAUCACUUUUCUGGCUGCAGAAGUUGACACUACAUCCGACAUAAUAUUUUUCAUGAAUGGAACAUCCCCGGUCAACGUCACCAGUAACGAAAUAAACAACAAUUUUGAGUUUCCCAGCGUCGACGUCACGUUAGUGUUCAGCGUUGGCUCUACAUCAAGACUUGGGAAGGGCUUUCUCCUUUGUUUUGUAUGGUUGAAAAACACUUACUCGGACGCCAGCCGCCAUGCCUGUGACCUUGUGAGAGGUGUCAAAUGUCUGUCCGGAAGGGUCAAGGCGCGGUCACGGGGAUGACCUUGAAUCCAGACACCAUGGCAUUGCUACAGUGACAUCUUGCACCGAACAGGCAUAGGAGGAACUCGGUUUGGUGAAAGACUCUCUCAACGGCGUUGGUCUCCUGGCCAAGGAGAAACUUCAUAUAAUGUAAUCUGUGAUUUUUAUGGGGACUCCAGGAGAAAUUGUUAAAGAAUAAAAUAUGAACACCC
Haliotis rufescens (red abalone) is the source of this 1092-nucleotide messenger RNA. RefSeq lists its product as uncharacterized. The transcript has 5 exons. Bases 86 to 901 code for a protein of 271 amino acids. The record is from RefSeq and is a predicted model, not a curated record. Lineage: Eukaryota; Metazoa; Mollusca; Gastropoda; Lepetellida; Haliotidae.